Sarcophilus harrisii (Tasmanian devil) is the source of this 682-nucleotide messenger RNA. Its product is annotated as C-type lectin domain family 4 member F-like. The record is from RefSeq and is a predicted model, not a curated record. NCBI's taxonomy places the organism in Eukaryota, Metazoa, Chordata, Mammalia, Dasyuromorphia, Dasyuridae. The transcript has 5 exons. Bases 42 to 626 code for a protein of 194 amino acids.
UAAAAGCCUAAAGUUUGCAUCUGACAUUGAAAGUCAAGACCAUGGAUACUGAGAACAUCUAUAUGAACUUUCACAUGAGAACACCACCACUGAAGUCACUGCAGCGAAAGGCAGAGACACAGCCAGCCUACAAGAAUCUCAGGAUCCUUUACACCAUCCUCCUCCUCUUUGCUCUGAUGCUGGUGGCUUCCUUGACAGCUACGGUGAUUCUAUACUCGGGGGAAAGUGCAUGUCUGCGGCUACAUGGGAAACCAGUGUCCUACACUAACAACUGGACCGUGUUGGUUACGGAAAUGGAAAAGAGCCAUUUGGAGAAACUCAACACUUCCUAUCAGGAGCUUCAACAUCAUUACUGGACCGUCAUCACCCUCAUAUCUGAAGGCUGGAGGUUGCAUAAUGGGAAUAUCUACUAUUUUUCCAGUGACAAAAAGCCUUGGGCAGAAGCUCAACAGUUCUGCUUGUCUAAGAACUCCAACCUGACUUCGGUGACCUCCAAGGAAGAACAGGCGUUUCUUUCCCGGGAAACUGGAGCUGGAUAUUGGAUUGGCCUGACUGACAAGGGCAGUGAGGGUGUGUGGUACUGGGUGGAUGGGAACCCCUAUAAUCAAUCUGUGAGCGAACGGUGAGUCCAUCACUUUAUCAAUUCCUGAUGCUUCUUUUGUAUCAGCAUUGGGGGGGGUGG